Molecule: messenger RNA, 4830 nt
Organism: Mesocricetus auratus (golden hamster)
Lineage: Eukaryota; Metazoa; Chordata; Mammalia; Rodentia; Cricetidae
Gene: Ppm1f
Product: protein phosphatase, Mg2+/Mn2+ dependent 1F
Exons: 8
Coding region: 183-1529 (448 amino acids)
Biological process (GO): negative regulation of protein kinase activity; protein dephosphorylation
Cellular component (GO): cytosol
Molecular function (GO): cation binding; protein serine/threonine phosphatase activity
Source: RefSeq, a predicted model, not a curated record
GCACAGGCCCACUCGAGGUCCGACUGCGCUUGCGCGGAGCCUGCGGCGCCCCAGGACGGGAAGUAGGCGGGGCCGGCCCAGAGCAGCUCGUGGGGAGCACUGCGGCAGGCUGGCAGGGUGAAGACUCACUACUGGAGACCGUCUCACCCCAGCCUAGCUGCAAGCCCCCGGGAUGCACUGGCAUGGCCUCUGCAGUCCCACACAACAGCAGCCAGAUGGCCUGUGACAGCGAGAUCCCAGGCUUCCUGGACACCCUCCUCCAAGAUUUCCCAGCCCCACUGAGCCCGGAGAGCCCUUUGCCAUGGAAGGUCCCAGGGACAGUGCUGAGCCAGGAAGAGGCAGAAGCUGAGCUGACCGAGCUGGCAAUGGGCUUCCUGGGCAACAGGAACGCUCCCCCACCGUUUGCUGCCGCUGUGACCCACAAGGCCAUUUCCCAGCUCCUACAGACAGACCUGUCCGAAUUCAAGAAGUUGCCUGAACAAGAGGAAGAGGAGGAGGAAGAGAAGGCCCUUGUGCCCCUGCUAGAUGCCAAAGGCCUGUCUCGGAGCUUCUUCAACUGGCUUUGGGAAGUCUGUAGCCAGUGGCAGAAGCAGGUGCCAUUGACUGCCCAGGCCCCUCAGCGACAGUGGCUGGUCUCUAUCCAUGCCAUCCGGAACACACGGCGCAAGAUGGAGGAUCGACAUGUGUCCCUUCCUACCUUCAACCACCUCUUCGGCCUGUCUGACUCUGUGGACCGUGCCUACUUUGCUGUGUUUGAUGGUCACGGAGGAGUGGAUGCUGCGAGAUAUGCCUCUGUCCACGUGCACACCAACGCUUCCCACCGGCCAGAGCUACUCACAGACCCGGCAGCGGCCCUCAAAGAAGCCUUCCAGCGCACUGAUGAGAUGUUUCUCUGGAAAGCCAAGCGAGAGCGACUGCAGAGUGGCACCACAGGUGUGUGCGCGCUCAUCGCGGGAACUACCCUGCAUGUAGCUUGGCUCGGAGACUCUCAGGUCAUCCUCGUACAGCAGGGCCAAGUGGUGAAGCUCAUGGAACCACACAAACCCGAGCGACAGGAUGAGAAAGAACGUAUUGAAGCACUGGGUGGCUUUGUUUCUCUCAUGGACUGCUGGAGAGUCAACGGGACCCUGGCAGUGUCUAGAGCCAUUGGGGAUGUCUUCCAGAAGCCCUAUGUGUCUGGCGAAGCAGAUGCAGCAUCCCGAGAGCUAACAGGCUCAGAAGACUACCUGUUGCUUGCCUGUGAUGGCUUCUUCGAUGUGGUCCCCCACCAGGAAGUCACGGGUCUUGUCUACAGCCACUUGAUCAGGCAGAAGGGUAGCGGGUUACAUGUUGCUGAGGAGCUAGUGGCUGUGGCCCGUGACCGGGGCUCCCAUGACAACAUUACAGUCAUGGUAGUCUUCCUUAGGGACCCCCAAGAGCUGCUGGAUGGCAGAGUCCAGGGAACAGGGGAUGCCCAAGCAGACGUAGGAAGCCAGGACUUGCCCACUGGCCUCUCAGAACUUGAGACCAAUAACUCACAGAGAAGCUAGGUGGUCCAGGCCCCCGGGCCCCAUCCUGACUCCCCUCUUCCCUUGUGAUCCUCCCUUCAAAGAUCUUAGAUCCAACAGGUAUAGCGGGCAGGGGUGCAUGCCCUCACAGCAUUCCCCUAGCACCCCAGCCCUUCAUGCCGCCUGCCAGUCUGUCCCCAGAACUGCAGAGCUGCAGUGGGCAGCACGUGGCUCUCAGAAGGAAGCAUAGAAAACUGGCCUCACCAAAGAGAAAGUGGCUGAGGUGGUCCCAGCAAUACAGGGCUGCGGACAGAAACCACAGGCACCUGUUGGCAGCCUAAGCAAAAACCCAGGUCAGGUCUUAAGAGACCCUCCCACAGACCUUUCAGGCCCAUCCUAGGGUAAGGUCUGCAGCCAGGUGUCUGGCCCAGGCUUGUGACUUCUCACUGUACCCAAGGCUGGGAGGGUUUGGUCUGUACUGACAGACAGACUCGCAGUCCUGAUUGACUACUGGCUUCCCCAAAAGGAGACAUUGGCGUUGCUGGGAGGAGCACCAGGGGACUGGCCCACUGCCAUUAGGGUCUUCUAGACCUCUCUUUCCCUUGAUCAUCUUAGGGAGGUAAAGUCAGGGGUGUGUGUGUGUGUGUGUGUGUGUGUGUGGUGUUUGUGUGCUUAGAUUUAUUGCAGGGAAAGGUCUAAUCCAGAAUCAGUGUUCAGGUUUUAUCAGUGCCAAGCUGACCCACAAGGUCAUGUAAUUUAAGCUAAGCUUAGCAUUUAUUUUAUUCCUGAAAACUUAAGUAUUUUACUUUUUUAUGUAUUCAUGAAGACAUUUGCAGUAUUACUCAUUUUUUUUUCCUAAAUCAAGAUGGAAAGAAACUUUUCCAGGUUGUGUUAAUAAGCCACUUAAGUGCCUUAAACAGCUUUGGCGUGGAUGAGAGCUGCUGGCCCCGCAUGGAUCCUGCUAGGCAGACAUGUUCAGGUUCUCAGAAAGGCAGCAUUGGUUGUGGGAAGGCAUGCUUUAGGCUAGAACUCUUUCUGGGAAGCUUCCUUUGUGUUCUGGGCACCUCAGAACUUCCUUGAAAUGAUUAGCAGAGCUAGGCUUCUGGGAUGACAGUGGCCUCCUUGCCCAUCCUUGGGGUCUGGCUAGAUCCUGACUAGGAAGAUCUUCCUGCUCGUAGACUAGAAGUUUCAGAAUCUCUUAGUAUACUUGUAGUAUCAUUGGGUACAGUGCAUAGUUAAGGAACUUCGGCGACCCAGCAGUCCACCCCAUCGGGGAGGUUCCUAGCAGUCUGCCGCCAUGGUCACCACCUGUCUCCUGUGGCUGGUGUUCCUCCCUGCUGGACUCUGUCCUCUACCUGAGCAACACGAAAGACCUCCACAUCCCUAGAGCAGGGGGCAGUGAAGACUUGGCAAUGAUGCCUGGGUGCUUGGAGAGCUGUGAUGUAUAAAACCAGUUAAGGAAACCAGGCAGAGGAAGGGGCACCUGGAGUAGAAGGACUAAGGAGGCCCCCAGAGAGGGCCAGUGUGAGUCACGGCUGCUCCAUGCAGAUGCCAGCAGGUCCGGAGGAUAAUGGGUGACUUAGCAGAGGCGCAGGGGCGUCAGGGAAGAAGCUUGGCGUGAGGUCCCCGUGGAGAGGAUGAUAGCCCACCAGUGGAGAGCACAGCCUCAGCAAGGCUCGCACAGUGUGCCUCAGUGCACCUAACCCUCUCAAAAGAAGCAGGGCACACAUGCUUUUGUCCCUGAGGCAAGUCCAGCAGUGUGGGGGGAGCCACCUUUGGUUGGGCACACCACCUGUAUGCUUGGCAUUCACCCAUUCCCACAUCGGGGAUGGAGGAGUUCUGGCCAUGUAGUUGAUUCCUUGAUCAAAGUCUAAACACUUAGAUGAUUGCCCGCCAUGACUGGGUAUUGCUCAACUCAAAGACCUGGUAUCCUCUCAGAACAGGAGUGUGGUGGUUUGUCCAACCUGCCUGUAGCAAUGACCUUGAUAGAGGGAGAUAAUGACAUUGGUUUUCUCCCUUUUUUGCUAAUCUUAUUCUGUUCAUUGCUGGUAAGAGUGGACUUUAGGCCCACAUAGAUGUCCCUUGAUGGUCUGAUUCAUACUCACAUAUAAGGUUGUGCCAGAUGCCAAGGGCUCAGUGUAAAAAGGGAAGCUCCCUUCCCAGGCUUCCCUGAAUGCCUCCCCUCCUCCCAGUCCAUCUGUAGUGGUGAUUGCCAAGCCCCUGCUGGACAGUAGUCCAGGACCAAUGCUAGGCACUGCUCCUCCUCUCCUAAUGGCCAAGGGAGAGCACAUUCUCCUGCUGUUGAGAACUGGCCUUGUGCUAGCUCAUAGACGCUUCUAUUCUAACUGGAGCUGCCAGUAUCUAGCUUAUAAGACUUCUUGGGCAUUCUCUCUUCAGGCUCUCAUCCCAAGAGGAUCCCCUAGCCAGAGUGAUCCCAUUUCUUAAAUCCCAGCUUUGCCACCAUCUCAUUGCAUGAACUGAACAAGGCACUGCACCUCUCUGGCCUCAGUUACCCUUUGGUAAGGAUGGAGGGGAUGCACAGCAUCACCAGUCCCUCCAGCCUAGAAUGUCAGAGAGAUAGGGGCUGCUGUAAGAGCAGAGGAGCCCAUCCUGCACAGAGAGAGUUAAGUAUUAUUAAUGUCUAUUCUUAAAACUCAGUGGGCUGGAAAAGAGCUGAGUUACAGACGCCAGUGUCUUGCUUGGAUACAAAAGCUAAAGCAGUCAGGCCGCCUCCCAACUAAGCCCGUAGGAGUAAGAGGUGGGAGGGCACAGGCAGGGUGUUAGUCAGGGACCAGCAUAGGAAGGGGUGUGGAAGCAAGGUAUCUGCGACAUAGCUUUGAGAGUCUCGGGACUCAUGGGAGAGGUCUUGGGAAAGCCCCUGCCGCUCACCAUGAUGUCUGCCCUGUCCCCUUGGGUCCUGCAUGCAGUGCACCCUCACCCCAUGGUAGGUCUCAGAAUAGGUGUCCUGGCUACCUCAGCUGUAUUCUCAGGGCCAGGAGGACAGCCCUGUCCACACUGUAGGGAAGCCAGGCCAACUUGUGUGAAGCGAGCUGUGUUUCUGGCUUGAUAGUGCCUCUGUAGUCCCCAGGGAUCGUCUUCGAGAGUCCUGAGCUUCCACUGGACUCUACAGCUUUACCAAACACUCUGAGCUUUGCAUUUACAUGCCAUGUGGGCCUUGCCAAGGGUUUAUUUCAGGGGGCUUCCUGGGAGUCAUAUGCAACAGUGAGCCUUGUUCUAAGAUACCAUGUUUCUCUAAUCUUAGGGAAAAGUCCCAGGGUGGUGAACUCAGAAGGAAAGUCUCCUGGGCCCAUUGUGCUGGUGUCAAUAAACUGUGUAUUCAAGA